GCUUGAAAGUGGGGGAAAGUGCCGGCGCCUCCGCCAACCGGGAAAGCCGCUCGCCAGUGCCGAAGCCAGCAGCCGCCGAGGACACCUGCUCGAAGCUGGAGCGAGCGCCCAGACGCGACCCGUGACAUGAGGCUGUGACCGCCGCCGCCCUCCACGCCACUCUGGGCAGUGCAGUGCCAGGCCGGAGAGCGUCGGAGGACUUGACCCCGAGAAGUCUUGGUUGAUCUGUAUCGGACUCGACCCUACCGAAGACCACAGACCAGGGAGGCUGAGAGCCACAGCAGCGGGGACCGAGAGGCCCUAAGGGCCCAGGGGCCCCAAGGAGGACGAGGCGGCCCGAGCCGCCGGGGCGCGCGGCUAUGAUGGUGCACUGUGCCGGCUGUGAGCGGCCCAUCCUCGACCGCUUUCUGCUGAACGUGCUGGACCGCGCGUGGCAUAUCAAAUGUGUUCAAUGCUGCGAGUGCAAAACCAACCUCUCGGAGAAGUGUUUCUCCCGGGAGGGCAAGCUGUACUGUAAAAACGACUUCUUCAGGCGCUUUGGCACAAAGUGCGCCGGCUGUGCGCAAGGUAUCUCUCCCAGCGACCUGGUGCGCAAGGCCCGGAGCAAAGUCUUCCACCUCAACUGCUUCACCUGCAUGGUGUGCAACAAGCAACUGUCCACCGGAGAAGAACUCUACGUGAUCGACGAGAACAAGUUUGUGUGCAAGGACGACUACUUAAGCUCCUCUAGUCUCAAAGAGGGAAGCCUCAACUCAGUGUCAUCCUGUACGGACCGCAGUUUGUCGCCGGACCUCCAAGAUCCGUUACAGGACGACCCCAAAGAGACCGACAACUCGACCUCAUCGGACAAGGAGACCGCUAACAACGAGAAUGAGGAACAGAACUCCGGCACCAAACGGCGCGGCCCGCGCACUACCAUCAAGGCCAAGCAGCUGGAGACGCUCAAGGCGGCCUUCGCAGCCACGCCCAAGCCCACGCGCCACAUCCGCGAACAGCUGGCACAAGAGACGGGCCUCAACAUGAGGGUCAUUCAGGUGUGGUUUCAGAACCGAAGGUCCAAAGAACGCCGCAUGAAACAGCUGAGCGCUCUGGGCGCCCGGAGACACGCCUUCUUCCGGAGUCCGCGGCGCAUGCGUCCCCUGGGCGGCCGCUUGGACGAGUCUGAGAUGUUGGGGUCUACCCCAUAUACUUAUUACGGAGACUACCAAAGCGACUACUACGCUCCGGGAGGCAACUACGAUUUCUUCGCGCACGGCCCGCCGUCGCAGGCACAGUCUCCGGCCGACUCAAGCUUCUUGGCAGCAUCGGGACCUGGCUCGACGCCGCUUGGCGCGCUGGAACCACCGCUGGCUGGGCCUCACGGCGCGGACAACCCUAGGUUCACCGACAUGAUCUCGCACCCGGACACGCCGAGCCCGGAGCCAGGCUUGCCAGGAGCGCUGCACCCCAUGCCGGGAGAGGUGUUCAGCGGCGGGCCCAGCCCGCCCUUCCCCAUGAGCGGCACCAGCGGCUACAGCGGACCCCUGUCGCACCCCAAUCCUGAGCUCAACGAAGCGGCCGUAUGGUAAGGCCGAGGGGCCGAGUUGUCCCCUGCCACCAAGCCCCGGACGCCGCCUGGGUAAGCCACAAGAGUCCUCUCUUGAGUUCGCACCCACCAGGCAACUCGCAUCACCACCCCUCAGAGCUUCGGCACGCGCCUGCACAAUUUCUCGGGACCAAAGUCAAUAUUCUGGAGGGUCGAGAUUCCAAGCACACCCUAGAAGCCCUCCGGACCCCCCCACCCAACCAUCACCUCUUUGAACUAAGAGGGGGAGGGGAUGAGACAAGGAACGGAGAUCGUGGUACUACCCCUCCCUGCGAGCCGAGGCAUUGUGAAAUCCUAUUUCUCGCUUUCUCUUUUUAAAAAGGAAGGAAGGAAGGAAGGAAAGAAGAAAGAGAGAGGUUGAAAGGGGAGGAGAGAGAGAGAGAGAAAGAGAGAGAUGAGGAAAGCCUCAGCCAGAGAAGAAAAAUGAGGAGGACCGCUGGUGAACGGUGGCUUUGCUGGAAGACAAAUCCACCUGCGAGUUGGCGCCCCCUGGUGGCUCAAGGCCAGCUUGUCUAGGAAGCUGCGCGGUCAGGGACAGGCCUUCAGAUCCCAACUCCCUGCUCCUUCAUACUUUUGAGUCUGAGGGCCCUGGCAGGAUUCGAACCCUCCCACUCUGCUCUGACCCUGAGCCGGGCGCUAAGUCAUUGGGCAUCUGCCCACGGAUCACUCUCCCUGCCCGGGGCCUGGAGGCUGAGCCAUCAGGACGAACAGUAUUAUACUUUUUUGGAAGUCGGACGCUUCUAGUUUCCUUAUUUUGUAUAAAGAAGAAACAAAUAAAGUAUGUUUUUGUGUCUACUGUU
Rattus rattus (black rat) is the source of this 2385-nucleotide messenger RNA. RefSeq names its product LIM homeobox 5 (gene Lhx5). Gene Ontology annotation, biological process: neuron differentiation; regulation of transcription by RNA polymerase II. Gene Ontology annotation, cellular component: nucleus. The transcript is spliced from 5 exons. Lineage: Eukaryota; Metazoa; Chordata; Mammalia; Rodentia; Muridae. Gene Ontology annotation, molecular function: RNA polymerase II transcription regulatory region sequence-specific DNA binding; DNA-binding transcription factor activity, RNA polymerase II-specific. The coding region runs from base 360 to 1568 and encodes 402 amino acids. The record is from RefSeq and is a predicted model, not a curated record.